Molecule: messenger RNA, 3313 nt
Organism: Lates calcarifer (barramundi perch)
Lineage: Eukaryota; Metazoa; Chordata; Actinopteri; Centropomidae
Exons: 6
Coding region: 350-2872 (840 amino acids)
Source: RefSeq, a predicted model, not a curated record
CGUAGUGGCUAUGUUAUGAUGGUGUUGGUUUUAUGGUGAGGGUGCAGUCAGCCCCCAACCAGCCUAUAGUUCUAAUUAUAUAAUUAUUAUAACUCCCACAUCAUCUUAGAACAGGUGGGGCUGUGUGGAACUCAAGCCAGAGGUGGAACAAGUAAACAUAGUUGCUGGGUCUCUGUAACCUGCUUUACAUGAAAGUGCCCUACUAACACAACACAAAUGUAGGAAGUGGCUCAUUAAACCAAGUGAUCUCUGUCAGUGCGGAUAGGCAACAGUGAUUAUAAAAGCAGCCAAGUAUCCAGAGCACAAGAGUGGACUGAGUUCAAAAGUGGAAAAACAAAAUCAAAUUCUCAUGGAGACUCCUGACUUUGUCCAGGACAAAUUAACUGAGUGGGGCCUCAGUGACUUCAUACAGAGAUUUGAAGAUGAAGGCAUUGACAAGGAAACUUUCCUUUGUCUUGAAGAUUCAAGCACCAUCAGUGUCUUGAUUCCUAAAAUUGGACCAAGAGUAAAAUUCAAAAAGAGACUCAAACAAUACUUACAGACCCUGAAAGGAAAGCACACUGAUACUCCUGAAAUGAUGGACACCAACACUGAAACAAAUUCAGAGCAAGAGGACAGCUCUGAAAUGGAACCAACAUUUUUUCAAUGGCACUUUGAGUCUACUUCAACAUCUGACACAGACAGUGGUGAUGAGAUGAGUGAGGAACCAAUUUACCCUGGUGCAACAGUAACUCAAGGACAAGGUCUACUUGCUGUUGUACUCUUUAUGCUGCGUCAUCAUCUAAAUUCUGCUGCUGUUCACAGGGACUUAAUGGCUCUACUGAAUUUUCUCAUCCAUAACCUGGUUGUUGCAUCUAAGUAUCUCUCUGAUAAGAUCCCCCUGUCCACUGUGUUUUACUGCCAGAACUGUCAAAAAUACAUGGGGAAAAAUCCUGUUGAUGCUCCUUGUUUGCACUGUGGCAAAAUGUUCAACAGAGCAAAUAGUACUCAAAGUGGACACUUCUUCUUGUUUGCAUCACUGAAAGACCUUCUGAAAGACAUCCUUAUGAACCAUGGCCAUGAGUUGUUACCUAAAACAGUCAACUGUGGACAUGACAUCAAAGAUGUGAUGGAUGGGAUGAUAUACCAGAAUCUGCUAAAACAAGGUAGAUUGUCUGCAGAUGACCUUACACUGUUAUGGAACUGUGAUGAGGUACCAAUUUACUCACCCAGAUAUUCAGUGUGGCCUCUUCAGUUUACUAUUAAUGAACUUCCGUACACACAAAGAAAGGAAAAUGUGAUUGUUGCAGGACUUUGGUUUGGUCCAGAAAAACCCAAGAUGAACACAUUCCUAAAGCCUUUCAUAGAUGAGUGCUGUGAUUUAGCCCACAAUCAAUUUCAGUGGAGAGACAGCAGUGGCACAGUUCACUCCUCAAAAGUCUUCUCUUUGGUUUGUUCUUCUGACGCCGUGGCAAGGCCACUCCUCCGGAAUUGCAAACAAUUCAAUGGAGAAUAUGGCUGCGACUGGUGUUUACACCCUGGCACCGUGGUCAAAAAGGGCUCUGGAUGCGUGAGGUCUUACCCAUACGAUGAAAUGAAACAAGCAGCAAGGUCAAACGAAAUGUUUAGGGAUGAUGCUAGACAGGCUGAAAAAACAAACGCACCAAAAAAUGGAGUAAAAGGGUUAUCCUUGCUCUCCAUACUUCCCUUGUUUGACAUUGUUUUUGGUUUUGUUCCUGACUACAUGCACUCAGUUCUAGUUGGUGUGUGCAAACAGCUUAUGUCUCUGUGGUUGGACCCAGUUAACUCUGAGAAACCUUGGUAUGUAGGUCAACAGAUUUCACAAAUGGACUCCCGUCUUCUCCGUCUAAAGCCACCAUUAGAUAGAACCAGAUCUCCACGAUCACUGCAGUGUAGGAACAAUUGGAAAGCAUCAGAGUGGCGAGCAUUCCUGUUAUUUUAUGCCAUUCAUGUCCUGCCAGGUAUCCUCAAUCCUCUGUUUCUGGAACAUUACUUUUACUUGAUGUUUGGUAUUCACAUUCUGUUACAAGAAUCAAUAUCCCAUCAUGACCUUCAGCUGGCCAAUGAGUACUUGGUAUACUUUGUAGUAAACAUGAAAGAACUUUAUGGUGAAGAAAAUGUGUCUUUCAACUGCCAUCAGUUAAUUCACUUAACAGAAAGUGUGCAGAACUGGGGUCCUCUGUGGGCAACAUCAGCAUUCAGUUUUGAGAGAAACAGUGGAAACUUAAGGGAUCUGCUCACUGACACAAAUGAUAACCCUCAACACAUUUCCCAGAGGUUUUGUAUUUGGCAGCACAUACCCCGACACCUUACUUCUUUAGUUUUCAACCAGCAUUCAGAUUUUGGUGAAACAUUAACCAAGCUCUCACCUGUAAAUGAUGCCAGUGGCUCUCACAGCCCCUUUGGAAAAUCACAGCAUCUGGAUCUCACAAGAUCCAUAAAACUAGCAAUAGAAGAACUCUUAAAUCAACCAGUCCCUGUCAAAUCAGUUGAAGCUUUUGAUAGCUUCACUGAUGGAAACAUUGUUUAUCACUCUACAAACUGUGAACAGUCAGACACAACAGACUGUGCUGUUAAACUCAAGAAUGGCAGCUAUGGAGAAAUACAGCUGAUUUUGCUUUUGAAAGAGAACUGUGUUUGCACAUCUACCUGUUUGUGCAAGGCUGUUCCAGUCAUUGUGGUGCACCUGUAUGACAUCAAAGCUGAUGCACUGUUCAGCAACAUGAGUACCAACAAUGCAUCAAAGACUAUCUUUGUAAGAGGUGAAAGGACAAAUCAGCCUAAAGCUUUCUUCUUAGAGGAUAUUAGGAGUAAAUGUAUGUAUGUGGAUGGUUGGCUUGUGCCUCUACCAAACACAUACGAGAGAUAUUAGAGUCUCUGGAUGGAUAAAGUGCUUGCAGCAGCACACCAUAACACUUGACUACUUAGGGCUACAUGAAUCUUGUGAUUUGUAAAUACAUACAGUAGGUGUUACUUGCCUUGCCAUCAACUUUUUGAAAUAUCUUUGAUAAUCUCUCAACAUUGUCCUUUUUUUUUUACUUUAGGGUUUACUUUAUCUUUUUUUUUUUUUUUUUUUGUGCCAGCAGGUGAGUUGCUAUUUCACACUGGGACUACAAGCCCCUGGGCAUUGGCUUUGAUGUAAUAUCAUGUUUACUUAGUGACUAUGGCGAUGGAGUUGAAAAGUUUCAGGUUUUAACAAGUCAUUAUAUAUGUAGCUGUGGAAGAUAUUUAGUAAUUUUUAUGAAACAGAAUGUCUCUCAUUUAUUAAUCUGAGAUGACCACAUUUUGUACAUUCUACAGAGUAGAUAUUAAA